Molecule: messenger RNA, 2408 nt
Organism: Styela clava
Lineage: Eukaryota; Metazoa; Chordata; Ascidiacea; Stolidobranchia; Styelidae
Product: putative N-acetylated-alpha-linked acidic dipeptidase
Molecular function (GO): carboxypeptidase activity
Source: RefSeq, a predicted model, not a curated record
AUUUCACUUAAAAACAGAAACUUGAUACGGAUGUAAAAGAACGCUACUGCAAUGAACUGUAAGCUAUAAUUAGUGAUUGAGAAAUUAGCUGUGCAGCAUGACAAUAAGUAACCAGAAGGCAAUUUUCAUCGCUGCUGCAUGUGCAGUGCUCGGUAUUGGUAUAGGAGUUUUGAUCGUCGGAAUCCCCAAAAAACUAGAAUAUCAUGAUCAACAUGAUACGAAGUCUGAAUCCGAUGUUGCAAAAUUAUUGUAUGAAGGGAUUAGUCGAAAGAGUUUGGAAGACAGUUUAAGAUUCCUCACAAAGCGACCACACAUUGCCGGCAGAGACGUUGAAGAAAAUGAUUUGGUGAAAUAUGUCUCUGACAGCUUUAAAAAAUCUGGCCUCGAAGUCGAAAUUCAUCCAUACAAAGUUUUAUUGUCUUAUCCAAAUAAAACUGAUUCGAACUAUGUCGCGAUACUGACCAAAAUAGGCAACGAAUUAUUCAAAAGUCAACCGAAGGAAAAAAUAUUGGACCAAUCUCAAAAUAGCAGCGAUGUUGUCAAUCCAUUCAAUGCUUAUUCCCCAGCUGGUGAUCCAGAGGGACAUCUUGUUUACGUUAAUUAUGGUCGUGUUGAGGAUUUCCAGUUGAUUCGAAAAAACCUGUCGAUCGAUUUGAAAGGAAAGAUUUGUAUUGCAAGAUACGGAAAGAUAUUUCGAGCAGAUAAAGUUUCGCAUGCGGAAGAAGCUGGCUGUAUUGGUAUGAUAUUAUAUUCGGACCCGAAUGAAUACACAAUAGCUGGCAAAGGAGUAUAUCCAGAUGAAUGGUUUCUGCCUGGUACUGGAGCACAGAGAGGAACGGUGUUUCUUGGUGACGGAGAUCCAGAAACACCAAAUUAUCCUUCCAUAGAUUCUGCCUGGCGCAUAUCAGAGGAAGAACUCAUGGUCCCAAACAUACCUGUUACACCUCUUGGGUACGAUGAUGCGCAGAUGUACUUAUCAAGAUUGACUGGGCCAGUGGCACCAAAAGAUUGGCAGGGAAGGUUGAACAUAACUUAUCGUCUGGGACCUGGUUUUACUGGUGAACACGCAGAAAGUAAAAUUAAAAUGCAUGUAAACACGAGAAACGAAAGAGCAAUAACUCACAACGUCAUCGGAUAUAUUCGCGGAACCGUUGAAGCAGAUAGAUACAUUAUAAUUGGGGCUCACAGAGAUGCAUGGGUGUUCGGCUCAAUAGACCCAUCAAGUGCACAAUCCAUAUUGUUAGAAUUGGGUAAAGCGUUUGGAACCGCUGUUAAAAAUGGCUGGAAGCCAAGAAGAACAAUUAUGCUUUGUAGUUGGGGAGCCGAAGAAUAUGGACUCAUGGGAUCGACUGAAUGGGCGGAAGAAUUCCAAAAAAAUCUUGCAUCUCGUGCAGUAGUCUAUAUAAAUGCAGACACGGCGAUUCUUGGCGGCUACACCUUUCACGCGGGAAGCAUUCCUAGUCUUGUUGAUGUAAUAUUCAACGUCACUGCAAGUUUGCCAAAUCCCGAAAACGCGGAGGUUGAAGCAGGAAGGAAAACAAUUUAUGAUACUUGGAAAAGACGUUGGCCAGCGAAUCCAAAAGAUGCCAACUCAAAGCCAUUUAUUCGACAACUUGGCUCGGGGAGUGAUUAUACUGCUUUUUUGCAAAUUCCUGGAGUCAGUGUGGUGGACAUUGUAUACGUGGGUGAUAUACGACAAGGACUCGACUUUUAUCCAGUCUAUCAUUCAGUUUACGAAACCUUCGACUACAUGAAGAAAUUUGUAGAUCCGGAUUUUACGUAUCACCAGGCACUCGCGAGAGUUAUGGCGGAACUGGGAAGAAGAUUCGUCGAUGAUGUCAUAUUGCCGAUGAACAUGACGUACUAUGCAGUAAUGCUCAAUAAACACAAAAAUGAAUUGAUAAAAAAAUAUGGUGAAAAUAUGAAGGAGCAUGGCAUCGACUUAGAUGUUCUGAAAAAAUCCGUCUACGGUUUUGAAACAGCAGCUAUACAUUUUCACAAACGGAUAAAUAAUAUGGAUGAUCGAAACAGUUCCUUAGAAAUAAGAGCCGUCAAUGAUCAAUUAAUUCAACUGGAAAGGGCUUUUAUCGAUGGAAAAGAUAUUGGCGGAAACUCUGCACACAAACACGCAAUUUAUGCACCCAGCCAACACGACCGAUAUUCAAGUACUGCUUUCCCUGGCUUAGUCGAUUCGAUGUUUGACAUUGACGCAGAUCCGAAUCAAUCAGCAAGAUGGGAAAAGGUCAAAAGACAGUACUCUAUUGUUGUAUAUCACAUCGGUUCUGCUGCAUCAACAUUGGCUGAUUUCACUCCAAUGAAAGGGGCAUCGAAUAAAUCAUGAAAGACAUUUACAAUAGGGUCACCAUAUUAAAAAAAAACAUUCCGGACAGUGCAUGACUAUUUUCAUG